This is a messenger RNA of Xyrichtys novacula (pearly razorfish), 30537 nucleotides long. Lineage: Eukaryota; Metazoa; Chordata; Actinopteri; Labriformes; Labridae. The record is from the annotation of a GenBank genome assembly.
AUGACGGCCGUCACUGAGAUGCAGAGUAAGUCUUACACUAUAAAAAAUAAUCUGGUAUUUAACACUGAAAAAAGUGAAAUAUAGUGGAACACUUGUUUAGUGGAACACGUGAAAAUGUUUACAACUACACUGAAAAGAUAUGGAUAUGCAAUAUUCAGUAAAAAUGGUGUAGUAUUACACAGCAGAAAAUGUGCAUUGUCAUACUGUAAAAAAGAGGUGUAUCCAUGUUGACUCAGUUUCAGUUUAAACAGAUACCUUAGGUAAUCCAGGUAGUGAUCUGAUCAGAGUGGACCUGUGAGGGUCUCAGAGACUGCAGAGAUUAGUCCUGCAGACUAGUCCUGGUCUGAGCAUCUCACUAUGGAUCAUUAUAAAGAGACAAGGAUCAGGACUGUCAACUUGGGUCAGGAUAUAGGAUGUAUAUGUGUGUGUGUGUGUGUGUGUGUGUGUGUGUGUGUGUGUGUGUGUGUGUGUGUGUGUGUGUGUGUGUGUGUGUGUGUGUGUGCGUGUGUGUGUGUCCUGCUUACAUACUGUAUAUGUGUGUGUGUCUUUCAGAGAUAGGGAUGGGUCUGAUGGGGUUCGGGCUGUUUUUCCUGCUCUUUGGAGUGUUGUUGUACUUUGACACUGUCCUGCUUGCCUUUGGGAAUGUAGGUAGAACACAAACACAGAGACACACAGACACACAGACACACACAUUUUAAAUCUACCUGAGGACUAUGAGUUGAGGUUUGAGAUUAAUAUUGCCUGUUGGCUUUAAAUUGAGGUUUCUGUGUGAUAGGUCUGGGUCACCAUUGAAACUGACUCUAAACUCAACCCCUAGACAGGACCAGGUGGUGAGUCCAGAGUUAGAGAUUUAAACUGGCUAUAAAGUGGUGAUUGGUUACAGAUUUCAGGUCAUGGAAUGGAAUAUACCUUGUUUCAAAGCCGAAAUAAACUAUAACUAUAACUAUAACUAUCAGCUGAUCUAACCUGAAAGACUUUAAGAAGAGCUAUGGAAAAACAGCUGAAAGUAAAACUUGAGUAACAGUACAGGUAAAUUGUGAAUCUGGUCCAUGACUGACAGAGAAAAAGGCCUAAGUGGCUGCAGUCUCUGCCUCCAUCACACUUAUCUAUAUCAUCUCCAUCAUCAUUAUCAUUAUCAUCAUUAUUAUUAUUAUUAUUUUAUUGUUAUCAUAAUCAUCAUCUUCUUCAUCAUCAUCAUCAUCAUCAUCAUCAUCAUAAUUAUUAUCACCUAACAUUGUCAUCAUUAUCUUCAUCAUCUUCAUCAUCAUCAUCAUGAUCAUCAUCAUCUAUAUUUUAAUCAAAGCAAUGAUCAUCAUCAUAUUUAUUAUCAUCAUUACCAUUGUCAUCACCAUCACCAUCAUCUUCAUUUUAAUCAUUAUCAGGAUCAUCAUCAUCAUUAUCAAAAUGAUCAUUAACAUUAUCAUUACUGUAGUGUUUUGAAAUGAGCCUCAUACGGUCGCACCAAAAUAUAUGUAGCGAUUUGAAAUGAGCCUCACAAGGCCGCACCAAAAUAAUACUUGGCGAUUGGAAUUUAUAAUAAAUGUCAGAAGAUUAAUAAUCUCAAAUUAUGACAUUUAUGCACUCGUUGAAAGGGGCACCACCCACCCUUAAUGGUGGGAAAAUAAAGAAAACAAAAGUUUAAUUCAGAAAUCAAACAUCAAGUCAGUUUUAAUUAAUCAGUCUUAAUUAAUCAGUCUCAUAUCUUAAGUCGAAAUUCUAAUUUCAGGGACUCCACUUCUGGAAGAACACUAACAGACAGGAACUUAGAAAAAUAAUGAUCUGUUUAUUACAGGAUAAAUGAUGGUACAACACACAUGCAAUAAAUGAUGAUAAGAUAAUGAAGAUAGAUAAUAAUAGGUGAAUAAAUAAAGAUUCUGAGUCAGGCUAGGAGCACUAAAGUUAAUGAUAGUGAGUGAAUAUGCGCUAACAUAUUAACCUACACUAACUUUGGUGUCGAGAUAAACUCGGGUGUAGAUUUGGAGGAAUCUAAGAUCACCAGAAAUAGGUGGAUAUCUGAGUUAUGAACGCGUGAGACAGCAUCAGCCCUGUCUGGAGCUCUGGAGGUUUGCAUACUUAAGUGAGACUGGUCCUUGGAGAAGAUGGAGCAGGUUCCGAAGGUCCGGGGCUACUGGCGGUUCGAGCGGUUCAGCUCAGAAGACGACUGAAGUCAGCCGAAGGAUGAGCCAGGAGUUGCAGCACUCGGGCCCGAAGCAAAGCCAGCGCCUGUGGAUCCUGUGGAUGCUCGUUUGGGUACUUCUUUGGUCUCACUCAAAAACUCUGGCACAGAGGAUGACCUGGGCCUGCUGGGUUGCGUUCAGAGGUGACUUUGAAAUCACGCAGAAAACUCAGAAAAACGAGGCUCGAAGAGCAGAGAAAACUUUCAAAAAUGGCUUCGCGAAAUUAAAGAAAAAUCAAUCAAAGGCUUAAUCUUGAAUUGCUAUGCGCACAAAAAGUUGAAGUUUCAAAACUUGAACUAAGACGAUGUUAAAGAAAAAUCAACGUGAAUCAACACGUGGCGUAAAACUUAGAAGACUAAGAAAAAGUUCUAAGAGAAAACAAAGAAACGCACCACAGAAGGGUGUGGGCAGAAGAGAAGGGGCAUAAGAGCCGGGGACAAGAGAGUCAGCAGAAGAGCAGAAGCAUAAGAGAGAUAAGAGGAGCAUAAGAGAGAUAAGAGAGCGUGCAACCCCACUCCACUGGUUUUAUCUUCUCACACUGGGAGUGUCUGAGGAGAAAGAGGAGGGGGUCAUCGGGUCUCUGAUUAUUUGAUCUAACUUAUUCUUUUGGCUGGUAAAAGAGUCAGAUCUGAUACUCACUCACUAUGAUUAAUAUCAUUGAAUGCUUGGUUUCAUGAUAAAUAAUUUGAUACUAAACACAUAUGAAUGAAGUGUAGGAUCACAUCAAACAUUCUCAUUAUGUUUUAAGUAUCACAUUGAACAUGCUAAAUUACUCUGAAAUGAAACAGAUAGUAACACAUAGAAACUGUGAACAACAAAAGAGUAAACACAUGUGAAUGAACGUCAUCAUGAUUAAUAAUGGAUUCUAAAUACUCACAUUCAGAUUAUUCAGUGACAUUAUAACCACCUAAUGGUUAAGAUACUAAAUAAAUAACUAAAAUAUAAACCAAACAUUUCUAAACUAUUUCUGUUACUUAGAGUAAACUUAGGAUUCAUAGUCAAUAAAUUUAACUCUUAAAAGUUCAUGAAACAGUCUGAAAAGCUGUUGGUCUAAAGAACUAAAGAAUAAGGAUUUAUUCUGUCAGAUAAGAUAACUUGGCUUCCGAAGCACAUAGAAAAACGGGAAACAUCUCAUUUUAACACAAAUUUCAUGAUUAGACAGAUUAGUACAUUGCUGAAUGCAUAAGAUGUCAUGAUCAGUCAUUUGUAUUCUUUCACCAAAGGAAUGCAGUCUUUAUCAGUGUAUGGUCGAGCAGGGUUUUACGACCGAGGUCUGGAGGUCAGUGUCCCCCCUUAUCCUGGGGUCCGUAUGUUCAAACACUUUAAGACGCUAAAUCUCAAAUGGGAGAUCUGGGUUGAGACGUUAAUGUUUAUUUAGAUGGUCAGUAAUGGAGUCAGUUUGAAAGGUAAUAAAAACUCUGUCUCUGUUCUCCGAAUCGACCAAUCGUGAAGAGUCAGAGGUUUAGUCAACCUCCGGUUGGGUCACUUAUUUAACCUGAAAGUGUAAACGAGUCUGGAAAGAUUUAUAUCCUGUUUCCUGGGACCAGAUAAGGAAGCUUUCCUGUGAGGAAUGUGUGGGUUUCACACCCAGGGUUGUCUUGAUUGCUACAGUCCCCCCUUCGUCACGGUGGUCCUGUCCAUGGAGCAUCGGGACGACGAGUAGACAACCAUGAAGCAGCAGCAGCAGCAGCAGGUGUAUGCAAAUAGGACUGAUGCGUCUCGUCAUCACUAUGGGAAUCACUAGUACUGCUUUGAGAUAAAAUUAAGCAUGCAUUAAGCUAUCAAAUAAAAUAGUCUUGUUGUUAGACUUUUCUCAGUUAACUAUUGGUAGACUAAUGUGAAAGAAAAUCUCCUAAUUUUUAGUAUUAAUGAGAUUUAGAAAAGCACUCUUUAGUCUGAAUGCUAACUGGAUCUAAGGCUAUAGCUGUUUUUCAUGCUUGCUGGAGAAGUCUGAAAGUUCAAUUUCAGUUUCAAAAAUGGUUAAGACUUAGGUGGAAAAGAAAGGUCUGCUAUAGACAUAUUAACCAUCUGUGUAUGAGCAUAGUCAACCUGAAUCACAAACAUCAAAAGUUUACUGCACAGAGUUUCUCUUAAACUUUGUCUGUUAAACUUGGGGAUGAUGCUCUUAUUGGUUUGACUAAUUAUCUGCUGUUGAGUCUGAAAUUUGUCAAUCUGAGUCUUAAUGACAGAAAUUUCAGGUUUUAAUCUGUUCAUGGGAUAUUUGACAGCUGACAAGCUGACCAUAUUGACAGAGGAGAGACAAAUGCUAACAAAGAAAGCAGCAACUGGUAUUGCAGUCAUCAAUGUAUCACCACAGCAUUUGGAUAUCUUAUUGGAGUCAUUUAGCUUUGGCUAGGUGACUUCUGCUUUCGCAGGACUCACACCUUCAUGGCUCCGCAGAGUUAAUCUCAGUGGUUAGCUGAGUAGUCAUGUUUAUUCACCUUCAAAGUGGAUGAAACCGAUUGAGGUGGAUAAUAAGAUCGUCGUUUCCGAGAGUGUGAUUUACUCUGAUUCUGCCGGUCAUUCACCCCCCUUUGGCGGUGUUGAUGGUUUUUCCUUUGUCUGGGAUAAAACCCACCGUGACGGGAGUCUGAAUAACAACAGUUGGUCUCAAAGUUUACCUGGCGUUGGUCUGUGUCAGAACUGGGCCUUGGUGUGUAACUUUGACCUUUGUGAGUUUGUUGAGGUCGAAAAGGUUUUGGGGGCCUGGUUAACCACUCAUUUGGAGGCUUAUCGGAGCCUGAAAAUACACAGUCUGAAGCUUCGUUCAGCUCCAUGGGCAGUGAUUUUGUCCCCAUAGCCAAGAGAGUAACGGGCUCUGCUUUCUUAGCCAAAGUUUGUCGUUGUUUGGCAAAACCUUUUACAGCAAGUUCACGAAGCUGUCGGCUAGUCAAAGUGUUUGGACAAGCUAAGACGCCAAGGUGAUGACUGGUGGUAGGGUGGAGGUUCUGGACGAACAGCGUUUUGAAGUUCAAGUCCUCCUCCAUUUCUGGUUCAUUUCGGAAACCAAAGUAAGCUUCGCGUAAGCGGUUGUAAUAUUGUUGGGGAGAUUCUAAUCUCCCUUGUUUAAUAGACAGAGCAGCAGAGAGGCCUGUCUGGGUCAAAUAGUCAGAAAACUCUUCAAUUAAUGCUUGGCAGAGCAAGUCAUAAUUAUUUCUGACAUGAUAAGGCUGUCGUUCAAGGAAACUGCUAACCUCUCGACUUGACGUUGCCUUAAUAAGGUAGAUUUUGUCAUCAAUGGUUGCACCUGGAAAUUUCCUCAGGUAAAAGUCAAUGUCUUUCAAGUAGGUGCAGGUGUCAAUAGCACCUUGGUGCUCAGGUUCAAAGCGUGCUAUGUUGCGAGCAAUUUUGUCAAGAUCCCUAUCUGAGGGAGAUGGUAAGAAGCCAUCAUGAGGAGGAGAGUAGGACUCUUGGUUUAAGGAUGACCUCUCAGGGUCAAGCAGGGUCCUGUCAUGAUGCUGAGAGAGAUACUCAAGAGUUGGUUUGGAAGGAAGUGAUGGCGCUCUCUCAGGAGGCUGAUCACCUAUCAUUUCUUCAAGAAACGUUUGCUCCAUGCGUUCUCUUUGGGCUCGACCUGACUGGAGGGAGCAUUGUAACUCUCUUUGAGCAUCUUCAAGUUCUUUGUCUGUCUUUUCUUGCCGUUCUUGACAAAGAAUUAACUGUCUUUGAGCUAUCUGGAGCUGGUGCUGUAAGGUAGAAGUUUGCUUCUCCUUAACUUCAAGAGCUUCAGCACGCACUUUGACCAGUGCUUUCAAAGCUUUUACAUCUCCUGUUGCUUGCUCUAGUAGGGAUUCUGACUGUAUCAGAUCCUCUGUGGUCUUAGCAAGCUGCUUAUUCGCGUCAUCAAGUUCUUUCUCCUUUUUGUAAAGGGUUUCAUUAAGUCUUUCCAUCUUGUCUUUAAGAUCAAGAUUUUCUUCAUGACUUAUCAGUGAGGGAAGCUUUGACGCUUCACAUCUGGCACUGUGUUUUUCUAAAACACUUAGAGACUUCUUAGUCUCUUCUAGCGUCUUUUUCAGAGCGCUGUUUUCGUCUUUUUGUGUCUUUAUCUUUGCUAAAGCGCAUUCCAGCAAGUAGUCUUUAUACUCAAGCUGAGAAGACAUCACGACAGACAUGCAUCUAGUGAGCUCUUUGUCACGAAGUGUCGUGGUUAAGGCUGUCUCCAGUAGGUCAGCCAUUUCAUCCUCCGGAUUGGAGGGUUUGGCCUUUUGAAUCUUAGUCAUGUACUGAGGUAUCAGCUGACUAGUUAAGUUUGCUAACACUGUGUGUAUGUCCCUCAGGGGGUCUCCCUGGCUGGACUCUUUUGUGUUAGGCAUGUUUGGUUUUGGUAAAGAGGUGCAGGUGGUUGGUUGAUGAGUUUGAGUUGACUUAAAAUGAAAGGAAGAAGCAAAAUAUCAAAUUAAGUGGGUUAAUCGACUUAAUUUAUCAGUGCUUGAUAAAGAGGAAGAGCCUAUCUGAGUAGAUCUCUAAUGGAGAGAAAAAUAACAUAAAGUUAAAUUCAUUUCAAUGAAAAUUGAAAAAAAGUGAAAUGAUGUUAAAUUAAAUUUAACAUCAGAUACAGAACCAUUGAAUAAAGGGUUCAGUUUGUCUCCGUGUUGCAGACAACAGCAAAGCUUAAAUAAACUGCCUGAUGCAGUUGGAUGAAUCUGAAACCAAUGAAAUUGUCAAUUUAAGGAAUUAACUCUGAAGUUAAUUCACAAAUCGCAAUAAAGCCAAAGAUUCAACUACCCAAUUCAUCUGAAAUGGUAAAAUAGAUUUCAAAUAUUAAUUAAUUUGUUCAUUAAUUAAUUAAUCUUAUGAGGAGGGUUAAUACAUUCAUGUAUUAUAGGGAACAGUAAAACUGCUCAAUGGUGUGAUAAGUAACAACAGAUCAGGUGAUUGAUUCAAGGAGUUACUUUAUCAAUACAUUAUGUAGGCUCUUAUAACAAAAAUCAAUGAUCAAUGAUUUAGAAUAAGCACAUCAAACUUCAUCAACCAAGUCAAUCACUUGAGUUAUGUCUGUAGAGUGUUACACACUGACUACAGAGAGGCAGUACAGCUGGCUGAUACUGCAGGCAGAUAAUAGCAGUGUUAGCUCAAUACCAAAAGCAACCAUGUGGGGCAGUAUGGAGUUGGGAGAACUACACAAGCUCAACACAAGUGGAGAAGAAGAAGCAAAGAGGAAACAGUCAUCCAACUAGCCUCUUGUGGCUGUGUGAAGUUGGGAAGUCUGAAGGAAGGGGCCUUUAGGCUCUGCCUCCUUGAAGGGCCUUAUCUGCUUAAGGCCAAAUGGUCAGUCUCUCCACUGACAACAAAGGGUUAAUAUUUCACCGCAGGAUGCGUCUGCACCCUCAAACAUAGAACUUUACACCAUCUGCUCAGGCAGAUUGGUUCAAUAGAAUCAUUUACAGGAACAAGAAUCGACGUGACAAAUCCUUAAACAGCAGAUUCAACUGCGGACUUUAAAAUCACAAAUGCGGCGAUUUGUGGUCACGAAUUUUGUCUGAAUUCAUUCAAACAACAACCUCCCACUGUUACAGUGGUUUCCUGCGACAGGUGGUUAAUCUGUCAGGGGAAAGGAGGAAAUCUGAAUCCCAUAUAGUUCUGAAUCCCAUAUAGUUACUAGAACUUCGUAGCCGAAUAUAGAGACAAGAAUCAAAGUGACAAAUCCCUCAACAGCAGAUUCAACUGCAGACUUUAAAAUCACAAAUGUGGCGAUUUGUGAUCACAAAUUUUGUCUGAAUUCAAUCAAACAACAACCUCCCACUGUUACAGUGGUUUCCUGUGACAGGUAGCUAAUCUGUCAGGGGAAAGGAGGAAAUCUGAAUCCCAUAUAGUUACUAGAACCUCGUAGCAGACUACAGAGACUUCAGGGGCUUGAAACCACAGCUCGGAGCAUCGCGAACACUGGGUUCAGCCAAAGGCCUUAAAUACAAGCGUACGGCGACGCAACAAUCGUGCACUUAAAUAUUGGACAGUCUAGACAGAGCAGAAGAAGCAGUCUCACUGCUACUCAGAACAACAUUUCACGCUGUCCAGCUCAAACACAGACUACAGGCAUGUAGUACAAAAGUGUGUGAAACACAGGGCAUAAAGGUUUUAUGCAUAGAUCAGGAAAACAUCAGAACUUAGUCAAGCAACUUCAGCAAGCAUAGCAUUGAUUGUGAUUAAGUCUAAAACAGCCUGAAAAUAAGUUUCUCUCAUCAAUUUGGAAGGCUAAGUUUUAGGUUGUCUGUUAGUAUCCAGAAGUUUUGUUUGAAACGCCUCACACGGGGCACCAAAAUAUAUGUAGUGAUUUGAAAUGAGCCUCAUACGGUCGCACCAAAAUAUAUGUAGCGAUUUGAAAUGAGCCUCACAAGGCCGCACCAAAAUAAUACUUGGCGAUUGGAAUUUAUAAUAAAUGUCUGAAGAUUAAUAAUCUCAAAUUAUGACAUUUAUGCACUCGUUGAAAGGGGCACCACCCACCCUUAAUGGUGGGAAAAUAAAGAAAACAAAAGUUUAAUUCAGAAAUCAAACAUCAAGUCAGUUUUAAUUAAUCAGUCUUAAUUAAUCAGUCUCAUAUCUUAAGUCGAAAUUCUAAUUUCAGGGACUCCACUUCUGGAAGAACACUAACAGACAGGAACUUAGAAAAAUAAUGAUCUGUUUAUUACAGGAUAAAUGAUGGUACAACACACAUGCAAUAAAUGAUGAUAAGAUAAUGAAGAUAGAUAAUAAUAGGUGAAUAAAUAAAGAUUCUGAGUCAGGCUAGGAGCACUAAAGUUAAUGAUAGUGAGUGAAUAUGCGCUAACAUAUUAACCUACACUAACUUUGGUGUCGAGAUAAACUCGGGUGUAGAUUUGGAGGAAUCUAAGAUCACCAGAAAUAGGUGGAUAUCUGAGUUAUGAACGCGUGAGACAGCAUCAGCCCUGUCUGGAGCUCUGGAGGUUUGCAUACUUAAGUGAGACUGGUCCUUGGAGAAGAUGGAGCAGGUUCCGAAGGUCCGGGGCUACUGGCGGUUCGAGCGGUUCAGCUCAGAAGACGACUGAAGUCAGCCGAAGGAUGAGCCAGGAGUUGCAGCACUCGGGCCCGAAGCAAAGCCAGCGCCUGUGGAUCCUGUGGAUGCUCGUUUGGGUACUUCUUUGGUCUCACUCAAAAACUCUGGCACAGAGGAUGACCUGGGCCUGCUGGGUUGCGUUCAGAGGUGACUUUGAAAUCACGCAGAAAACUCAGAAAAACGAGGCUCGAAGAGCAGAGAAAACUUUCAAAAAUGGCUUCGCGAAAUUAAAGAAAAAUCAAUCAAAGGCUUAAUCUUGAAUUGCUAUGCGCACAAAAAGUUGAAGUUUCAAAACUUGAACUAAGACGAUGUUAAAGAAAAAUCAACGUGAAUCAACACGUGGCGUAAAACUUAGAAGACUAAGAAAAAGUUCUAAGAGAAAACAAAGAAACGCACCACAGAAGGGUGUGGGCAGAAGAGAAGGGGCAUAAGAGCCGGGGACAAGAGAGUCAGCAGAAGAGCAGAAGCAUAAGAGAGAUAAGAGGAGCAUAAGAGAGAUAAGAGAGCGUGCAACCCCACUCCACUGGUUUUAUCUUCUCACACUGGGAGUGUCUGAGGAGAAAGAGGAGGGGGUCAUCGGGUCUCUGAUUAUUUGAUCUAACUUAUUCUUUUGGCUGGUAAAAGAGUCAGAUCUGAUACUCACUCACUAUGAUUAAUAUCAUUGAAUGCUUGGUUUCAUGAUAAAUAAUUUGAUACUAAACACAUAUGAAUGAAGUGUAGGAUCACAUCAAACAUUCUCAUUAUGUUUUAAGUAUCACAUUGAACAUGCUAAAUUACUCUGAAAUGAAACAGAUAGUAACACAUAGAAACUGUGAACAACAAAAGAGUAAACACAUGUGAAUGAACGUCAUCAUGAUUAAUAAUGGAUUCUAAAUACUCACAUUCAGAUUAUUCAGUGACAUUAUAACCACCUAAUGGUUAAGAUACUAAAUAAAUAACUAAAAUAUAAACCAAACAUUUCUAAACUAUUUCUGUUACUUAGAGUAAACUUAGGAUUCAUAGUCAAUAAAUUUAACUCUUAAAAGUUCAUGAAACAGUCUGAAAAGCUGUUGGUCUAAAGAACUAAAGAAUAAGGAUUUAUUCUGUCAGAUAAGAUAACUUGGCUUCCGAAGCACAUAGAAAAACGGGAAACAUCUCAUUUUAACACAAAUUUCAUGAUUAGACAGAUUAGUACAUUGCUGAAUGCAUAAGAUGUCAUGAUCAGUCAUUUGUAUUCUUUCACCAAAGGAAUGCAGUCUUUAUCAGUGUAUGGUCGAGCAGGGUUUUACGACCGAGGUCUGGAGGUCAGUGUCCCCCCUUAUCCUGGGGUCCGUAUGUUCAAACACUUUAAGACGCUAAAUCUCAAAUGGGAGAUCUGGGUUGAGACGUUAAUGUUUAUUUAGAUGGUCAGUAAUGGAGUCAGUUUGAAAGGUAAUAAAAACUCUGUCUCUGUUCUCCGAAUCGACCAAUCGUGAAGAGUCAGAGGUUUAGUCAACCUCCGGUUGGGUCACUUAUUUAACCUGAAAGUGUAAACGAGUCUGGAAAGAUUUAUAUCCUGUUUCCUGGGACCAGAUAAGGAAGCUUUCCUGUGAGGAAUGUGUGGGUUUCACACCCAGGGUUGUCUUGAUUGCUACAUUACAUAAAUCUGUCAUCUACAAUAUCAACAAUAUCAUCUAAUGUUUUGAAAAUUUUUGUUUUGAGAUUUUGGCCCAUGUUUAAAACUCUUUUCAAAUAGUAUCUCCUCUUAGGGAUUUACGAAUAGAAAGCUGAAACUGCAGCCAGAAGUACCCACAAUGAUCUACUUUCAGACUGAUCUACAACUUUUGGCAAUUCUGGCAACAGCGCCUCUUCAUAGACAAGUAGGGCUUUUUCAAGCACCUUCAAAUGGCCUCCUCCAAAGCAAACAUUUACCCUUUUGAUGUUAUUUCCCCUCCAGUCUGUUAGAUAGACCAUAUAAAAAAUCAUCUGUUUAGGUCAAAGAGCGUGGCCAUGGCAUCUUUUGAAACUCCGAUGUCUUUUCACAGUAAAUGAUCUACAACACUUAAGGCAGUCACAAGUACCAACCAUCACAAAGUUUCAGGCUGCUAUGGAGAGCAGUGCACCGGGGAUGGCGGUCUUUGAUAAUCACUCUGCCUGUUUUACAUUUAUUGUCCACUUGAUGGCACAAUAGAGCAAAUGAAACACUAUGAAGCUUGGAAUAUGAGUCAAGCAAUUGGAUAGUAAGCUUCAAUGCUUCAUCUCAUUAUCAAUAAUUUUUAUCAUACGAUAUGAUAGAAUUUUUUUAUUACUACACUAUAUUUUUAUUUUACUACACUAUAAUACCUUUAACAAACUAAACUGUGACAUUGUUAUCAUACAAUUUUUAUCAACCAAUAUGAUGACAUUUUAUAAAAUGAACUUAAUGAACUGAAUUUAUAAUAUAAUUUUUGAAAAUACUAUACUAUGACAUUUUUAUCACACUAUGCUAUGAUAUUUUUUAUUAAACUACAUUGUAAUAAUUUUAUCAAACAGUACUUUGAGAUUUUAUUAUACUAUAGUAUAUUUUUUUUAUCAUACUAUACUAUAAUAUUUUUAUCCUACUUAACUAUGUAUUUUUGACAUAUAAUACUAUGACGUUUUCCCUUUAUGGAAAAUGUGCAAUAGUUUUCUGUCCUUUUUUAUUGAAAAAGUUGUGACUGCCAGUUCUGCAUCCGACCCCUCUGUGCCUCUUCCUUGUUCCUUGUUCUUGAUAUGUUUAAGCCUGUCUUUGUCAUUUUUAGAAGAGCUGGUUGGCCAUAUUAAGCCUGCAUGUUCUCCCUGUAAUGUUGUCCCUCCCGGGCUGUUUAAAGAGGUUGUCCCCUGCAUAAGUCAGUCUGUUCUGGCUAUCAUAAAUAGCAGUCUGUCUACUGUGUUGUUCCGCUAGGUUUUAAACAUGCAGUGGUGCAGCCUCUACUUGAAAAAAACAGGCCUUGAUUGUGGUGUGCUGGCCAAUUUUAGGCCCAUCUCCAAGCUUCCCUUUAUUUCAAACAUUUCAGAUAAAGUUGUUCAUGUUCAGCUAAAGUCUUUUUUGGAUGAGAAUGGUGUCUUGAAGGUCUUGUUGGAGGGAGAGAGAGUGCAUAAUGUCUGCGGAAGAUAACCUGUUAAUAAAGAAGUAUUGAUCAAGUUAAGCAAGGAUGUACUAAUUAAAGGAAGAGUUUCCUUCAGCAGUUUAGAUGGAAUUGGGUCUAAAAGACACAUUGAUGGUUUGGCUGCCAACACCACUGAAUUUAACUCAGGGAGGUCAAUAGGUGCAAAGUUACUAAGGUGCACCAGAGGCCUUAGGGGCUCCCACAAUUUCAGGGUUAUCUAAGCAAAAGACACCUGUUGAAGGCAAGAGAUUAUUAAUUUUGCCUCUUAUUUUCAAGAUUUUUUAUUAAAGAAGCUCAAGAAGUCAUCGCUGCUGAGGGCUAAAGGGAUACACGGCUCAAUGGUGCUCUGACAGUCUGUCAGCCUGGCUACAGUGCUGAAGAGAUACCUGGGGUUAUUCUUUUCUUCAAUAAGGGACGAGUAGUAAGUUGCCCGAGCACAUCGCAAGGCCUUCUUAUAUUUGUCAAGACAGUCCCGCCAGAGAAUACGAGCUUCAGCUGUUUUGGAGGAGCGCCAAAUCCUUUCCCGUCUUCUUAAUAACAGUUUAAGCUCACGAGUUUCAGCAUUACACCAGAGAGCCAGCUACUGUCGAAGAGCAGCAACUAAGUCAAGAAUGAAUUGAAGUGUGUCUGAAGUUUCAUCGACGAACUGAUCAAGUUGCAGGGAACUAACGUUCAAGUAUGAGCUAUCAGUAAAGUUGUUCAGACAACCUUCUGGUUAGCACGGUUUUGUUAUGAGGAGAAUAGCCUGAUAGCACAAAUUCAAAAGUUACAAGGAAGUGAUCCGAUAAAAGAGGAUUUAAUGAGCUGACUGACAAGGUUUCAGCUUCAAGGCCAUAAGCCAGGACAAGAUUGAGGGUGUGGUUAAAACAGUGUGUAGGUCCAUGUACACACUGUGUAAACCCAAUUGAGUCUAACAAGGACAAGAAAGCAAUGCUUAGGCUAUCAUUUUCCACAUCCGCAUGAAUAUUAAAGUCACCAACAACAAUGACCUUGUCUGCACUAAGGACUAGAUCAGAUAGAAACAAUGACAAAAACUCCAAGUAUGGGCUGGGAAGGCGAUAAACUAUAGCAAAUACUAGUACUCAUGGUCUUUUAGGCUGGAUGCUGGAUUUGUUAAUCAGUUAAAAUUAAAGAGUUGAGGGACAGACACAGUCUCUAUAUUAAAGUGAUGUAGCAAGGAGGCUGCUCUGACAAAAGUGCAAAGGAACGUGUAGGACUGCAGCUCUGUUCCCGAGUCUCUAUAUAAAAGUGAUAGUGGCUGGGAAGCUGCUCUAAAGGAGGCACAGAGGAGCAUGCAGGACUGCAGCUCUUCUCCCUGAUCUCGGCUCUGAAUUGUCAGUGACUAAUAAAAACGGCCAGAUUUCUGGAUAAAUGGGCCACUCCAUCUUGAGUGGGAUGAAUGCCGUCCCAACUAAUCAGACCAGACUUGCCCCAAAACGACUUCUAAUUAUCAAUGAAGCCCACGCUGUUUUGCGGGCACCACCUCGACAGCCAGCAGUUGAAUGACGAGAUACGGCUACACAUCUCAUCAGUUGUCUGAUCAGGCAGGGGACCAGAGCAAACUACUGUGUCUGACAUCGUUUUGGCUCAUUUACACACCAAUUCCACAUUCAAUUUAGUGACGUCCGACUGGCGGCACCAGGAGUCAUUAACGCCAACAUGUAUUACAAUCUUACAGAAUUUACGUUUAGCCUUUGCCAGUAGUUUCAAACUACCUUUGAUGUUGCCCGCUAUGGGCUGAGCUAAGAGCUAUUAAAGUAAACCACCAGAGAAAUCACCCGGAAUGGAGAUAGAGACGGUGCUUGGUGAAAACUAUCAGAUAUAUUCACAGACUUUUAAACAAACAGAUGUACUGAUAGAUUAAAGAAAGAAAAUAAACCAAACAACAAGAACGCUAUCAGGAGGAGCAAAACACCACACACACAGUUCAAAAGCAAGGAACACUCACCAGUCAGGAGGAGGAGUCACAGAGCAAUCGAUGAAGGAUCGAGUCACAAGGGCUGUGUCUCAUUUCAGAGACCGCAUCGGGAUAAGCGCUCUUAACGGCUGAGUGCACUGCGGUUUUGUGCUGUUAUGUGCUAUUUUGGGCCGUUAUGUACCCUUCCUGUGUCCUAUUUCAGAGACUGCAACCGUCAAACGGCUCAUCUGAAGCGUGCGUGAGGUCAUCACGCGGCACGAACGGUGUCCCGUUUGGCACAAAAUACUAAGCGCGCUUCAAAUUCGGUCUCAAAACCACACUACCCCCGCCCCUUUUUCAAGCGUGCAUGUAUGCACGCUUUCGUGCCAUCGGUAUCCCAGAAUUCUUUGCGUGCCGCUGCACAGCUUCACAUUUCAGGUGAGACGCUGGACUCGCUUGGAGACACAGCGUGUCUUUAAAGAAAAUACAAGAAAUCCAAAAACAGCAGACAGUCAGCUCAGGCUGUAUGAGAGCAUGAUCUCUUAACUCACUAAAAUCUGUUAACCAAACAUUAUAGUAUUUCGAGACAACUGAUCCGCUCUGCUACAACUAUCAAAAACAUUAGAAAUAAGAAAGCUGACAAAACUACAGCAGAGUAUCAGGACAACAUUGAGUUUUUUUUUUCUUUUAAGAUUUAGAGAUUAAAGUUGUAAAUUUAGGAGAAUAAAGUCAUAGGGCUCUAUUUUGGUGCCUUGCCGGAGACGUGCCGCAAGCGCAGCGUCAGUCAGAUCCGCCGCGCUGACAAGGCGUUCCCAAGCACAUUUUGGUAUUUUGGUGAGCCGCGCAGCCCGGCGUAAGUAUCCCCCCUCCCUAACUCAGCUCCUCCCAGCACCAUAAGUCGUAGACGGGGAGGGGAAAGGGCGUGUAGUGGGUUUAACACAGCCGAGACCUGUUUUCACCAAUCACAUAGGCUCCUCUCCUUGCCUUUAAAUCCGCCACAGGCGAGGCGUAUUACUAUUUUCAUGAAGUAGUCAAAGAGAUCAAGAGAUGUCUUAAGACAGUAAUGCCACAAGAUGGCGACAGAGGGCAGCUCCUCAACAAGUGUCCUCCACACUCUCUCAUAUGAGCACAGAUGGAUUUAGUGUGCGUAAUGUUGGACCCACUGGUAAGACAAACACCCUUUUCCACAAAUAAAGACACUCACAUAAAGUUGCUCAUAUUCAAACCUCACGUGACAAAGGUGGGUUGUGCACACAGAUCACAACAUAAACUCCAAAAAUGGCAUUAAAAUCGGAACCAUCUGUGCGUAAAUGACGCAUCGCACUCUGUGGCCUGGCUCUUUCUUUCAUAGAUGUUGGCAUAUAAAAUAAAUUUGGCUCACAAAACUGAAUAUUAUAAUAUCCGUAUGUCGGCUUAAAGUAGAUAACGCAUCUGAGCACUGAAACAAAUCAUCUGUUCAGCUGCAGCAGCAGCAAGACGGACAGAGGACACGGAGACGUGUCCAGGUUGAGCUGUGCGAGAAAUAAGAGGAAGAGGAAGAAAGAAAAUAGUAGAGCAGACAAAUGCAUAAUAUAGCCCGAAUCGUUCACUUUGUUAUACAAGCAUGAAAUUUGGUACACAUACUCGUCAAACCCCACUCUUUUCAAAAAUAACGUUAGCCAUGCAAAAUUCCAAGAUGGCGGCCCCAAAAUCCAAGAUGUCCGCCUCAAAAAUGUGGUUUUUCCUUUAUAACUCAAAAUGCCUUGAUUUUAAGCCCCAUACAUAUAUUGAAAUUGAAUAUAAAGUUGUGUAUUGCAGACAUUUUGGUACCUAGUACAUCUCUGUAUCCAUUACGGUUCUUGAGAUACAGCAUAUAGAUACUUGUACAGAAUUGACAGAGUGAGAAAUUUGUAACACCGAUUGUUGUUACGUGCAUAUGGGUUAUAUGAAAAUAUCAUUUCCAUUAUCUAUUAUUUUCAUGAGGCUUAUAACAUUAAAUUUGAAAAACAAGAUAGUGUCCAAGAUGGCUGCCAUUGCCUUGAAGUAAUCCGAUCUUAGUGACUAUGAAACAUUUACUUUUGGCAUGCACAUAUUUUUGGUCUAUGCAUCCAAUGUCGCCAUUGCAGUACAGAAUUUAGAUGUUUAUACAGUACAAGCUUGCAGAUGUAAUAGAGUGAAUAUCGGCACACAACCAGGGCACACUGGUGAUAUCACUGCUGUGUAACUCAGCAUGACCUCCAGGAGUUCUUUCAGCAUGAGAACCAGUCCUUCCCUGUUGCAUUCCCUGUUGCAAAAGAUCCAAGACUUUUGAGGACUAUGCAGUUCUCGAAUUCCUACCUGUGAUCUACAUGUACUCCAGCAAGUACACAAUGACACAUCUAGUCUUUGAUGUGAAAAACCCAUCAAGCCUUAAAGCUGAGACCAGGUCCAAACGUGGCGAGGGGGAGAGACACAAGGUAAUAAAUAAGAACACCAUGCUAUCUAACUGGCAUAACUUCCUGAGGCACAAUGACAACAAAACAGAGUUGUUCCACCCUUGCCGACAAGGUUGCACAAAUGUCGUCACAAAGGAACCUGCUGUCCUCAGCACUCAUGCAACUGGUCUUGACGGACUGGAUAAAUGCUCUCACGAGGAAGCGGACAGCCGCAUCUUUGUGCACGCCAAACAUGAAACUGGUAGCCAAUCCAUCAUGAUCAAGGCAAAUGACACAGAUGUUCUGAUCUUAGCAAUAAGUGUAUUCAGCGGUCUACAAGAGGCUGGCCUACAGCAUAUGUGGCUUGCAUUUGGGCAUGGUCAGACUCUGCGCUGGAUCAGUGUGCAUGACAUAUUUCAGCAUGUUGGCCAGGAGAAGGUCAAAGGCAUGCUCUUCUUCCAUGCCUUUACAGGUUGUGACACUGUGUCUGCCUUCCGCAACAAAGGCAAAAAAUGGCUUGGCUUACAUGGGACGUAUGUCCAGAAUCCUUGCCUGGAUUCGCCAAACUGGGUAUUUACCCUCCCACAGUGGAGGACUGUGACACAGAGGUGCUUGAGAAGUUUGUCAUUCUCAUGUAUGACAGAUCCAGCGCAGCUGCUACUGUGGAUGAGGCCAGGCUUGACUUGUUUGCCAGAAAGCAGAGGCCCUAUGGGUCUAUUCCACCAACCAGAGUAGCUCUACUGGUUGUGUGUGGGCCCAGGCAACCCAGUGUCAGCCAGAUGCAGAGGACCCUGCAGACUGGGGAUGUCAAAAGGUUGGUGAGGAAUGGCAGGUCUUCUGGACAGUCAACUCUCCAAUAGCCAAGACAUGCGAACAGCUCACCAAAUGUGGCUGUAAAUCUGGCUGUUGUGGCAGGUGCAAGUGCUACAAAUUGGGUCUCAUGUGUACAGCUCUGUGCAGUUGAAACUGUGAGGUGUAACUCACAGUAAGUAUGCUGUAUCUUACAAACUGUAAUAGAGGCACAUGGUACUAAAAUACCUGCUUUUAUCGAUGUCUAAAUUCUGUACUUAGCUUAGAUGGGAUCAAGAAAAAUUAGGGAAUUUUGUAAACUUCCGAAUUUUAGUAAAGUGUUAGGUAUGGGUAUAAGGUUUUUAAAAAACACCGCAAACGAGUUGAGUGCAUCCCCUAGUGGUCAGUUUGCAUGGUAUUUAAUGUUAGAUAGUUUAGUAUAUGGUUGAAACCCUCCACAUGGCCUCCCCCGCAAGUAGCCAGAGAGUAGUCCCCCUCCCACCUCCCAUACCCAAUAGUAACAGAAUCCAUUGAAAAAUCUCUUCUAUCGCUUACUUUGGGUUUCAAACUGAGGUGUUGAAUUUUGGAUUCUGGGCAAACAAACCACUAGGGGGCGCACCCAUAUCGUUUGCGGUGGUUUUUUAAAACCUUAUACACCAUAACAAAAAUCAGAAAAUUGUCACAAAAUGCCAAAUUUUUAACUUUUUAUGACAAGUUUCAUCCUUCUGAAUUCAUGAUUCAUCUUUGCUGAAUUCAUGAUUACUUCAAGGCAAUGGCAGCCAUCUUGGACACCAUCAUAGUUUUCGAAUUUCAUGUUAUAACCCUAAUGAAAAUAACAGAUAAUGGAAAUGAUAUUUUCAUAUAACCAUAUGCAGGUAACAACAAUCGGUGUUACAAAUGUCUCACUCUCCCAAUUCUGUACAAGUAUCUAUAUGCUGUAUCUCAAGAACCGUAAUGGAUACAGAGAUGUACUAGGUACCAAAAUGUCCGCAAUACACAACUUUAUAUUUAACUUCAAUAUAUGUAUGGGGCUUAAAAUCAAGGCAUUUUGAGUUGUAAAGGAAAAACCACAUUUUGGGGCGGACAUCUUAGAUUUUGGGGCCGCCAUCUUGGAAUUUUGCGUGGCUAACGUUAUUUUUGAAGAGUGGGGUUUGAAGAGUAUAUGUACCAAAUUUCAUGCUUGUAUAACAAAGUGAACGAUUAUUUCCUUAUCUGCUCAGCUAAAAGGAGGGAGACGAAUUACAUAUCUAGUUAACUUCAUCAUGUGUGUUUAUUUACUAGAUAUUUAAUUUAAUUUGAUGCGGUUUCAGCUGUGUUGAUUCGGUCAGGUUGUGUGUCCAAACGCGUGCCAAACGCGCUCAUCAGAUCAGAUAUAGAUCAGAAUAUAUCGAUAUAGAUCUAAAUAUAUGUGCUGACUCAGAUUAAUAGUUGAUGAUGAUUAUUUAUUGCACUGAAAUGUGCCUGACACUGUGGAAACCUGCCGGUGAGGCAUCAGUGACGUAUGUCGAUACGCCGCCGGUCUACCAAAAUACUACUAGACCAGCUGCGUUCCGCCUUGCGCUGAAAGCUGACCAGGUUUGAAUCGGCAAGCUUUCAGCGCACUUUACACGCCGUUGGCGAGCACGAAAAUGUCACUGCGCCUGCUGAUUCUGUCGACACCUCCGCCAGACGAAAAUACAACUGCGCGGGGUCCGCCGCCCUCCGCCACCUCACCGGCGCGCACGAAAAUAGAGCCCAUUAAGUAUAUAAAGUCAUAAUGCUGCUUUUGUGGAGGUGGAAAUGACUGAAGCUGGUCAUCUGCAGGGUUAUCUGUGGAUGUAUCAGCGGGUCAUUCAGAGAGAUUUUGUGGUUUCUGAAGAAACAAUCAAACUGAUGAUGAUCAACAUUUGUGAUCCAGAGGGAGUCGAGCUCCGACGAGCACCACAUCUCUGACACCGGCGGUAGCCUACACCUGCAGAGACACCAACACCUUAUUAUGGCAUAUGGGUCAUAUCAUAAACUAAAGCUCAAUGUCAUUCACGGAUAUUUACAGCUGCAUAAACGGAUAUAUCCUCAGCAUAUUCAUUUCUGCCUCCACAAAAGCAGCGAUUUCCCUCAAGUACACCAGUUUUGUUCCCCGUGGUAAAGACGUAUUUCUCAUAUAUUCUUUUUUUAAGUCUUUAUACUUAUGACAAUGUGAUGCUGAUGUGCCAGAGGAUGAAGUAUCUCCUUGUUUGUGAAACCUAUACUGAAGCACAGUUCCUUCAAAUGCUCAAAUGGGCCAUAUUGAGAUUUAAGACUUUAAAGACUUCGAGAUUUAAGUCGUGAAUUUACGAGAAUAAAGUCAUUAAUUUAUGAGAAUAAAGUUUUAAAGUUUCCUGUAAUUUCAGAGGAGACUUGUUAAAAUUAGGGCCAUGAAGCAUUUGAAGGAACUGUGCUUCAGUUCGACAGUGCAGAAGUGCACUUAGCCCCAUGCGGUCUCUGAAAUGAGACACAGCCAAGGAUUCUUGUGAGCCCUCCAACUGCAGCUUUUGAUACAAUGGACCACAAUACUCUGGUGGCUCAGCUACGACACCUUACAGGUAUCCGUGGUACUGCACUGGAGUGAUUUAAGUCAUAUUUGGCUGACAGAACAAUGAGUGUGAGCCUUGAAGAUUCAGUGUCCAGCUCUGCUCCACUGCCGUAUGGUGUUCCACUAGGGUCCAUUUUAGGGCCCCUGCUCUUUUCCUUGUAUUUGCUGCCCCUUGGCUCCAUCCGAAGAAAGCAUGGCAUCUCUUUUCAUUGUUAUGCUGACGACAGUCAGAUAAAUGUGCCACUUAAUAGGAAAAAUGCUUUCACCCUUGCACCACUUCUGGCAUGUCUUGAAGACAUCAAAGCCUGGAUGGCUUUGAACCUUUUAAAUUUCAAUGAGAGAAAAACAGAAGUGAUGGUCUUUGGUCCCAGUGGCCCAUUUGAAUCCCCUCCUGUAGGCUUGGGUAUUUUGGCAAACUAUUUAAAGCCAACCGUCUCAAAUUUGGGUUUUAAGACAGACAGUCAUUUUAAAUUCGACAGGCAAAUUAGCUCAGUAGUGAAAUCCAGCUUUUAUUAUAUUAGGCAGCGGUCUAUGGCAAAGCCUUUUCUUGCACAUAAGCACUUUGAAACAGUAAUCCAUGCCUUUGUUACAUUUCGGCUGGAUUACUGUAACGCACUUUACUUUGGAGUAAGCGAGUCCUCCCUGUCACGCCUCCAGUUAGUACAAAACGCACGUACGUAAGGGGGAGCACAUUACUCCCAUUUUGGCCUCCCUCCACUUGUUACUUGUGCACUUUAGAGUUCAUUUUAAGAUUCUUUUAUUUGUUUUUAAAUCUUUAAAUUGUCUGUCUCCAUCUUACCUCUCUGAGCUUCUCCACCCCUUCACCCCUACUCGGUGCCUCAGGUCAGCUGAUCAGCUGCUCCUGGAGGUACUGAGGUCCAAACUGAAGCUCAGAGGGGAUAGAUCUUUUUCUGUUGCGGCCCCAAAAUUAUGGAACGAGCUACUCCUCCAAAUCAGACAAGCCCCCUCACUAUCCAUUUUUAAAACUCAUCUUAAAACCCAUUUUUAUUCAUUUGCUUUCAACCCUGCAUGAGACUCGGCUCCUGUUUAAGUGUUUUAUGGUUUGUUUUUAGUUAUUUGUUUCUAUUGUUUUUAAAUUAGUUUUUAAAAACAUUGAAACUAUAUUUUACUAUUUAAUAUCUGCUUUUAUUUUAUCCAAGUUGAGUUGAGUUGAGAAUUUCCUGAAAUUUUUAUCGCACUGUAAUGUAAUAUUUUAUUGUACAAAACUAUGCCAUUUUUAUCAUACUAUAUAGUGACAUUUGGUAACAUAUUAUUCUAUGACAUUUGUUAACAUUCUAUAUUAUGACAUUUUUCAACAUACUAUACUAUGAAAUUUAUUUUAUACUGUAUUAUGACAUUUUCUUUAACAUAUACAAAACCUUUUUUUAGAUACUAUACUAUGACAUUUUUAUUGUACUAGACAAUUACUUUUUUUAACAUACUGUACUAUAAUUUUUUGCUAUACUAUACUAUGACAUUUUUAUUGCACUAUACUAUGACAUUUUUUAUACUACUAUGACACCUUAAUUGUCCUAUACUAUGGAAAUUCAAUCAAACAAAGCAAAGAUAUUUGUCAUACUUGAUUUUUGACGUACUUUACUAUGACAUUUUAUCAGACUAUAAUGUGAAAUUUUAUUGAACAAUACUUUGACAUUUUUUUAACAUUCUAUAUCAUGACAUUCUUAUCGUAGUAUACUACGACAUUUUUAUUGUACUAUACUUUGACAUUUUUUAAACAUACUUUACUAUGACAUUUUUUAACAUACUGUACUGUAACAUUAUGUUAACAAACCCUACUGACAUUUUUAACAUACUUUACUAUAAGAUUUUUAUCAAACUAUACUAUAACAUUUUUAUCAUACAAUACCAUGGCAUUUUUAAACAUACUUUACAAUGAUAUUUUUAGCAUACUUCAUUGAUCGUUUUAUUUUACUAUACUUUGAUUUUUUUCAAAUACUAUACUAUGAAUUUUUUUUUAUCAUACUACACAAUGGCAGUUUAUCAGUCUAUACUAAUAUUCCUCAUACAGUAUUUUUUUCACACUUUACUGUUAGAUUUCUACUAUACUAUACUAGGAUUUUUAGAACAAACUAUCUUAUGAAAUUUUUUUUAUCAUACUUUACUGUGACUGUCCUGCUAUUCUAUCCUGCUAUUCUAUGGCAUUUGGAUCAUGCUAUACCAAGACAUUUUCAUAAUACAAUUAUAUGAGAUUUUAUUACAUACUCUAUUAUGACAUUUUUUAUCAUCCUAUACUAUGACAUUUUUUAUCAUACCAUACUAUGACAUUUAAUCAUACUACACCAUGAUAUUUUUAACAUAUUGUACUUUGACUUUUUAAUCACACUAUGAUACAUUUUUAUUUUAUUACAUUUAAAUAUUUUUAUCAAACUAAACUAUGAUAUUUUAAAACAUUCUUUACUAUUACAUUUCUUUCAAACUAUAUGAUAAUUUAAUUCUACUGUUUAAUGAUUUUUUUUACAUUCUAUUCUGACAUUUUUUGCAUACUCUACUAUGAAAUUUUUUAUCAUACUAUACUACUACAUUUUAUCAUACAAUACUAUGACAUUUUUAUUACACAAUACUAGGAUAUUUUUAACAUACUGUUUUACUGCAUUAUUUAUUAUACUAUAUGACAUUUUUAUCGUACUUCUAUGAUAUACUGUGAUUUUUUUUUUUUACAUACUUUUACUAUGAAAGUUUUUAUCAUAUUAUACUUUGAUAUUUCUCAUACUUUAUUUCCACCAUACCUUUAUGGUAUGACAUUGUUAUCAUACUUAAAUAUGAAAAUUUUACAUGCUAUACAAUGACAUAUUUAUCAUUCUUAAAUAGGAUUUUUUUAUACUAUAAUAUGAUAUUUUAAUCAUACUGUGAUAUUUAUAUCAUAUCAAUGUCAUAAGAUAUUUUCAUCAUACUUCACUAUAACAUUUUUGAUUUUACUUUACCAUGUUUUUAUCAAACUAUCCUUUGCCUCUUCUUAUACAAUUAUAUUUUAAUUUUAUCAUACUACACUAUGACAUUUUUAAUGAUUUAUACUUAGACAUCUUUAUCGUAUUAUGAUAUUUAAUUUUACAGAUUACAGAUUGAAUUGAAUUGAAUUGAUUGAAUUGUCAUUGCACAUAUCAAGAGUACAGAGCAAGGAAAUUUGCUUCCAGUUCGACCCUUCCAAGAAAACAUUAAAGACAGUCACAUACAGGUGGGCAGGAGUGGGAAGAACUGACAAAUCGCCAGGGGGAGACGCUCUGUUUUCCUAGAUGGGAGAAAAGGAGGACAAGAGGGAAGAAGAGGGAGAAAAAAAGGGCAACUCCAAACUCUGCACUCCUUAGGGGGGGCAGAGUGUGGGAUCAGUAAAAAAAACCUUGGCACAUUGGCAACAUAAGACCUUACAACAGAAGCACACAAGAACUUGCACAUGUGGGAGAGGGGCUGGUGUCUGGAAGGGAGGGUGUUGUAGCUCAGACUCUGGGGAUGAGCGCAGCCAUUGGCGCGCAUCAACCCACAGUACCUGCACCACAACAGGGAAGGAGGGGGGAUGGGGUCCAAGAAGGUGUUGCGUUGGAGGGUGUGUGUGUGAUUAUUCUUCAUGUAUAUGUAUGUGCGAGCCCGUGGCAUUGUCUCUCUCUCAGUCCCUCACAAAUGUCCCAGCCGUCUGAUAACAGGAGACGGCCUUGGAGAGUUCUGAUCCAGAAACAAAGCUCACCGGAGGAGGAGGAAUGGGGAGGAUAGGGCUGAGCAUCAGUCUGCAUAACAUCCAGUUUAUCAGACUAUUGCAUCGAUUUGAAUUGUAAUAAAUGUCAAAGAUUAAUAAUCUUAAAUUAUGACAUUUAUGCACUCAUUGCAAGGGGCACACAUUGUCAAUCUUAAAUUAAUCAAUCAAUCUCAUAUCUCAAGCUGAAAUUCUCAUUUCAGGGACUCCACUUCUAGAAGAACACUUACAGACAAGAACUUAGAAAAAGAAAUGAUCUGCUUAUUACAGGAUAAUUGAUGGUACAAUAUACAUGCAAUAAAUGAGGAUAAGAUAAUGAGGAUGAAUAAUAAUAGAUGAAUAAAGGAUUCUGAGUCAGGCUAGGAUUGCUGAAGUAAAUGAUAGUGAUUUAAUAUGCUCCAAUAUAUUAACCUACAUUAACUGGUGUAUUUAGAUGAAUUUAGGAUUACUCAAAAAAAAAAAAAAAGAUUAUGUCAAUCAUGAACACAUGAGACAGCAUCAGCCCUGUUUGGAGCUCUGGAGGUUUGCAUACUUAAGUGAGACUGGUCCUUGGAGAAGAUGGAGCAGGUUCUGAAGUUCCGCGCUACCCGAGGUUGGUAGGUUCAGCUCAGCAAAUGAACGAAGUCAGCCAAAAGAUGGGCCAGGAGUCACAGCACACAGGCUCAAAUGCAAAUACCAAUGCCUAAUGUAUUCUUAAAGAUGCUCCUUUGGUCUCACAAAACUUUGGCUCAGAGGAUGACUUUGGGCCUGCUGGAUGGCGUUCAGAGGUGACUUUGAAAUCACGCAGAUAACUAAAAAGAGGCUCGAUGGCCAGUCGGAACUAUUUAAAAAAUGGCUUUAUGAAAUUAAAGAAAAAAAUAAGUUAAAGGCUUAAUCUUGGGUUGCUAUGUGCACAAAAACUUGAACUAAGACGAUGUUAAAGAAAAAUCAAAACGUGAAUGAACAUGUGGUGGAAAACUUAGCAGACUAAGAAAAAGUAAGACUAAGUAGCAAGACUAAGAGCUAAGAGUGAGCUAAGCGGAAACAAAAGGGCAAGACAAGAGUAGAACACAGAAGAGCAUGAGCAGAAGACCCAGAAAACAAGAGAGUGAGCACCUCAACUUUACUGAUUUUAUCUCCUUCAAACUGGGAGUGUCUCUGGGGGUCUGUGUGUGAAGAGAGAGAGUAGGGGUCGCUGGUCUCCAAGGGCAGCUCCUGGUGAGGAGACCUAAAGGAUCUCUGAUUAUUUGAUCUAACUUAUGGCUGGUAAAUGAGUCAGAUCUAAUACUCACUCACUAUGAUAAAUGUUAUUGAACGCUUGGUUCAUAAUAAAUGAUUUGAUACAAAACACAUAUGAAGAAAUGUAGAAUCGCAUCAAACAUUUUCAUUAUGUUUUGAGUGUCACAUUGAACAUGCUAAAUUACUCUGAAAUGAAACAGAUAGUAACACAGAGAAACUGUGAACAACAAAAGAGUAAAUACAUGUGAAUAGAUUUCAUCAUGAUAAAUAAUGGAUUCUAUAAGCUAACAUUCAGACCAUUCAAUGACAUUAUAACCACCUAAUGGUUAAAUGAUUGAAAUAUAUACCAAACAUUUCUCAACUAUUUCUGUUACUUAGAGUAAAGUUAUGAUUCAUAGUCAAUAAAUUUAAUUCUUAAAAGUUCAUGAAACACUCUAAAAAGCUGUUGGUCUAAACAAACUAAAAAAUAAAGGAUUUAUUCUGUCAGAGUGAUAACUUUGCCUUUGGAGCACCUAGAAAAAAGGGACACAUCUCAUUUUAACACCAACUUCAUGAUUAGACGGAUUAGUACAUUGCUGAAUGUAUAAGAUGUCAUUAUCAGUCAUUUGUAUUCUUUCUCCAAAGAAAGGCAGUUUUUAUCAGAAAAUGGCCAAGCAAGGUUUUACGACCGAGGUCUGGAGGUCAGUGUUCUGCUCCGCUGACCUUUCCUUUGUUCCUUUGUGGUCAUGCACUUUAUGACAGUAAAUCUCAAAGGGAGACCUGGGUUGAGGCAGUAAUGUUUAUUUACAUGGUCAUCGAUGGAGUCGGUUUGAAAGGUCAUAAAAACUCUGUCUCUGUUCUCCAGAUUGACCAAUUGUAAGGGCCAGAGGUUUCGGACAGCCUCCGGUCAUGUCAGUUGGUUAACCUGAAAGUGUAGUCAAGUCUUGAAAGAUUUAUAUUAUUCUGUGUCCUGGGACAAGGACCCAGAAUAAUAUAGACUAACACAUUCCUUUCAGGGAUGUGUGAGUUUCACCUACAGGGUUGUCUAGAUACUACACUAUACUAUGACAUUCUUUAACAAUACUUCAAUUUUAUCGUAAUUAAGUUUGAGGUUUUUUUAAACAGGCCAUACUAUAAUAUUUUUUAACAUACUAUACUAUGACAUUUUAAAAUACUUAACUAUGAUUUUUUUGCAUAAUUUACUAUGACAUUUUUGUCAUACUAUACUAUGACAUUUUUAUAGUACUACACUAUGAUGAUUUUAUCAAACUAUACUGAGGUUUUAAUCAAAAUAUACUGAUAUUUUUAUCAUACUUAAUUUUUUAUCAUAUUAUACUAUGAUAUUUUAUUGUACUAAACUGUGAUAUUUUUAUCAUACUUAACUACAAUUUUAAAAAAAAUACUUAGCUAUGACAUUUUUAUCAUACUAUACUAUGAAAUUUUAAUCAUUCUAUGCUAUGACAUUUUAACAUACUUUACUAUAUUUUUAUGAUUUUAUUUUAUACUACAACGUAUUUUAAUCACACAAUGCUAUGAUACUAUAUUGUGAAAUCUUAUAAUACUAUAUUGUGUUUACUAUGCAUUUUUAUCAAACUAUACUAGGACUUUUUUUUUAACUAUCAUAUGAUAUUCUUAGCAUAUUAUUCUCAUGUUUUUGACAUUCUAUAUAUCAUCUGACCCUAUUAUCAUAUUAUAUCAUACUAUACUAUGAUAUUUUUAUCAGGGCCCUAGCAAGCAGCAGGCAAGAGCCCUACUGAAAUUCCAGUUAUUAUUUACUAUUACUAUGAUUAAAAGUUUUUCAACUCAAAAGCCCCCUAGAUGGACUCAAAACUCAUGAAAAUUUGGCAGGUGGGUCGGGCCUUGUUAAAAUUCAUGUUUUUUACAGUGCCCUUACAUAUAGGUGUUUUUUUAGGUGUUUCCAAAACUCCUUCUUGAGAUUUAUGAAUAGAAAGCUGAAACUGCAGCCACAGGUACCCACAAUAGUCUACUUUCGGACAGAUGUACAACUUUUCGCGAUGAGGCUUAGUUUGGCAACAGUGCCCCCUCAUAGACAAGUAGGGCUUUCUCCAAACGCCUGCAAAUAGCUGCUUCAAAAGCAAACCAUUUACACUUCUGAUGUUAUUUCUCAUCCAGUCUUAAGGAGAGACCUUAAGGAGAGAUGUGUGUAGGUCUAAGGGCGUGGCCAUGGCACCCUUUCCACUUUGUCUGUUCAUAUUUUUACACCAUAAAUGAGCAACAUCACUCAAAGGCAGGCAUAAGCACCAGCCAUCAUCACCGUCCUGGCUGCCAUGGAGAGCAUUGUGCGGAGGAUGACAGAUAGUGUAACAGGGCGGUGGUCUGCUGGGGAGGUGAUCCACAGAGGUGGUGGUGCAACACAGCUCAGGCCCAUUGGUGCCCCAUGGGGCGCUAGUUAUUAUUACCAUCACCAUCUUCUCACAAUCUGGCUCUUUUAGAUCCUUCAUAAAGACCCUUCUCCCUCUGAAGUCCUGGGCACAGACCUGAAAACAAAAACACAGAGCUCUACUCUUUUACGUUCAACCCAACUUUACCUUUACCUCUUUACAUCUUUUUCCAUUUUUUUGAUAUGUUGUUGUUGUUGUUGUUGUUGUAUUCCUGUCCCCCCUAAAGGGAUAUUGAUUUAGGGUCAAACACACCAUAACACCGAGUUAGACACCCCUUCGAGAGAUGAAUGUUGCAGACAUCUUGCUGCUCUAGUUUUACCAACUUUAAUAACAAACACAGGAUAGUGAUAAACAGCAGUCUGAGGAACCAUAAACAAACCUGAACCAAAAUGCCACUCUGUAGCCACAAAUAAUUAACAGAACAGCACCUAACUUCAUAAACAGUACAAAUAGGGUCCUAGCCACAGCACAAGCUACAAACAUCUUUUUAACUUUGCCUUAUUUCUUAAGCAAAGAGACUAAACACAACUUACCCACUUUCCUCCAGCAGCCGCUUGUUUGUAGUGAGACCUCGGGUGACGCAGCUAAAGGAAGAACAUUUAUGAUCAUUUCUUUAUGGAAAUGCAAUCAGACAGAGACCCUAAGGCAGGAGAACUACUGCGUCUGCAGUGCGAAAUGAUUAAUAUGGUGAUUAUUACUUCAAGGAAAUGAUAAAGUAAUGACCAUAAAUGUUCUUCCUUAAUUUGCGUCACCCCGCAGCAGUCCAUAAUGGACUGGCCUGAGGUCUCGCUACAAACAAGUGGCUGCUGGAGGAGAGUGGGUUUGUUGUGUUUAGUCUCUUUGCUAAAGUAAUAAGGCAAAGUUAAAAAGAUGUUUGUAGCUUGUGCUGUGGCUAGGACCCUAUUUGUACUGUUUAUGAAGUUAGGUCCUGUUCUGUUCAUUAUUUGUGGCUACAGAGUGGCAUUUUGGUUCAGGUUUGUUUAUGGUUCCUCAGACUGCUGUUUAUCACUAUCCUGUGUUUGUUAUUAAAGUUGGUAAAACUAGAGCAGCAAGAUGUCUGCAACAUUCAUCUCUCGAAGGGGUGUCUAACUCGGUGUUAUGGUGUGUUUGACCCUAAAUCAAUAUCCCUUUAAGGGGGACAGGAAUACAACAACAACAACAACAACAACAACAUAUCAAAAAAAUUGAAUUCUCAGACCGCUGCGUAUCACUAUCCUGCGUUUGUUACUAAAGUUGGUAAAACUAGAGAAGCAAAUGGUUGGCAACAUUUAUCUCUCGAAGAAGUUUCUAACUUGGUGUUAUGGUGUGUUUGACCCUAAAUCAAUUUUACGCCAGAAUAUCCCUUUAAUUUGAACUCCCACACAGUAAUGAUUAAAUGGAUGAUUAAACAUUCAGAAUGUUCAAAUAUCGAAAAACUUAGUUUGACUUUUAAAUCGUCUGCACAGUGAAUUUGUUUUUUAAAUCAUCUGUGGAGCAAAUCUGAAUUCAAACAGUUUGCCAUAAGUUUAAAUCUGAAAUUGCAUUAGGGUAAAUCUGAAACUGAAGUUGGUGUACAUCUGGAACUCGAAAAUCUAUUUUAAUUUUUAUUUUCAAACUAUUUGCAGUUUUUUGACAGUCAGGUUUUUGUUUCUCUAUAGAUCUUGUUUUUGAGCGGGUUGAUGCUGAUUGUUGGCAUCAUGAGGACAGCUCAUUUCUUCUUCCAGAGACAUAAAUUCAGAGGCUCUUUCUUCUUCCUGGGGGGCGUGGCCUUGGUGCUCUUCCGCUGGCCAAUUAUCGGCAUCUUGGUGGAGGCAUAUGGUUUCAUGCUUCUGUUCAGGUCAGUCACAUGCAAACCUUUCCAAUCUUUUUUUUUUUAAAAGACAAUAAAUGUCAUUAAAAUCAACCUCCAUCUGUUUCUGUGCUCAGGUCAUUUUUCCCAAUGGCCAUAAGCUUUGUGUUGUCCACUAUCAACCUCCCAUUUCUGAACGCAGUGAGUUGAAAGUUUUUGAUAUUUUUCCUAAUUUUUUUUGUACCUAUCGACUCCAAAUGGUCUGAAAAGGGGUUUCUAAAUAGGUCCUGGACAGUGGUUUUAACCUUAACCCCUAUCCUGUAGAGGGUAGCAGCCCUCCACAUGGGAAACGUCCUGAAAUAAAUUUAAAAUACAGGUUUCACAGCUUAAAAAGCUUUCAGUGCUUCUAAAUUUCAAAAUAUGUUAAACUGCUAUAAAAGCUUUAGUGCUUCUAAACCUUAAAACACAUUUUAAACAACUUUAAAAGCCUUCAGUGCCAUUAAACUUUAAAAUACAUGUUAAACAGCUGUAAAAGCUUUAAGUGCUCCUAAAAUUUGAAAUAGGGUAAACAGCUUUAAAAGCUUUUAGUGCUUCUCCAUUAAAACACAAAGAAAACAGCUUUGAAUGGUUGCAAUGCUUCUAACUUUAAAAUAUAUUUAAAACAACUUUUAAAACACAGACCCCUCCACCAUAAGGUGGUAGCUUGAGCAGGGCUUUAAAAGUUUUCAGUUCUUCCAAACUUUUAAAUACAUGUUUCAAACCUUUCAGGGUUAAGGUUUCAUAUCUUUGAUAGCAACAUAUUAACAUAUUAUUUAUUUAGAAGUGAGAGCUCUCAGAAUUUACCUUUUACAUUUAAAAUACAUGUUCAAAGAUUUUAUAGUUUGAAAACAUCAAAAUAAAAAUUGAAAAACCUGUUAAAACCUCAAAAUAUAAAGAUAUGUUUGAAAGCUUUUAGAGCUCAUACAUAGAUUUUUAAAGUAUUUAGAGUUGAUGCAUGUUUUCUAAUAACUGUUAUAUAAAGUUUACUGUUACAUCCAUACAUUUAAAAUAUUUUUAUUAAAUGCAGUGUUAAAAGCUGAUUGAUCUUGGUUACAUUUAAAAUAGACAGUAUAUUUAAAAUGUAUUUCGAUUCUAAAAGCUUUUAACUAUUAGAGUGUUUGUCAGCUCUGUAGAAUUCUAACAAAAUAUUCUGAAAUAUUCAGUUUAAUAUAGCGUUGAAAGCUUUCAGUGCUGGCAUACAUUUAAAAUAUAUUCUUAAGGAGAUUUUAAAACCAAUUAGAAUAGAUACAUUUGAAAUAUACUGUUGUCAAAAGCAAAGGGAGCUUUAGUACAUUUAAAAGAGAUAAUCAAAAGCUUUUGUUGUAGAAACUAAUUGCGUAUGUGUUGUUUGAAUAUGAUACUAAAAGCUUUCAGAGCUGACAAACAUUCCAAAUACUUAGUUCAGUAUACUGUGAAAAACUUAAGUGAUGAAAUACUCUUAAAAUACACCUUAAGACAGGUGGAUGUGUUAAACUGAUGUGUUGUUGUAUUUUCAGAUGUUUUCCACAAGCACAUCAAUGGUCUGA